AUGUUCUCACUCAAUCUGCUCCUAUCCUCGGGAAAGUGCGGUUUUUGCAAGUCUUUUGGCGGGGUGAUAUGUGCUGAUUGCAAAAUAAUAUCCUACUGCAACUUUGACCAUAAGAGGCGUCACAAGCGUAGACAUAAAGCUCAAUGCCAGGGCUUUUGCGAACUGCUCGCUGAAUAUGAGUCCGAGUUUGAACGCUGCUCCGAGUCACACAAAGAGGUGCUCAAUGCCCUCAGGGAAAAAUUCAUGUACUAUGUUUUGCCAAAUGUUUCCCCUGGUGUGGUCGACUACACUCUCGCCCGGUUUGCCGUGCGGUAUAUAUUUGGCACGAGGAAAUCUUUGAAUGUUAUCAAAGAUGAAUUCGAAUAUCUAGAAUCUCUGCUGGAAGUGUUCGUGGAGAACAACUAUUAUGCUGGGUGGAGAAUCUCCGUCAUCUUGCUUAAGGAUGGCAGGGAUAGAGAAUUCUAUGACUUUGUGAAGGAGACGCUGCUGGACGUUAAGGAAGAAUUCGCGCCUGAACCGGGGAAAGACUAUGCGCUACAGUAUAUCGAUGAUAGAGGAGUCGACCCUUUUGAGGACUACAACUUCUUUUCCGCGGACAUUGACUACCGCGCCCCUUCUUUACUCAUUCAGAGUGUUGGUCUGAUUCUUAUGAAGAUCAAGAUGCUCAAGGAUUUGGAGGACUUGGACGCGAGUAAUAAUAUAAUUGGCAGGUUUGUUCCACGGGAAAUCCUGAACAGGAUCCAAUAUGCGAUUGCCUCUAAUAGUAUUUUAGCCGAUAAUUGGCGUCUCCUUGAAGCAGAAGAUCAUACCAAGCCAAUUGAAAUACUCAAGAAGCAAGUUGAAGCCUUGUUCUAUGGAAUUGAUGCGAUAAAUCCCUUUCUAUGGCCUUUUCUGGUGUACGAUGUAAAGCCAGGAACUGGACAGGCUGUGGAUUUCCCUAAUCCCGAGGCGGCUUCCGAGCAUGCGCACAGAGUGGUGAGAGAGUUGAGUGGGGUUCGGUUAAAAGCCCCAGGUGCACUAAAUUUGAUUGCAGAUAGAUACAUUCCUAUUUUGGGAUACUCCUAUCGCAAUCUGAAAAUCAGAGAUAAACCUCUCAUGGGAGACGGGCGAUAUUUUGACAACAUAAUUGGACACGAUGCUCAGUUAUAA
Aspergillus steynii IBT 23096 is the source of this 1149-nucleotide messenger RNA. RefSeq lists its product as uncharacterized. The record is from RefSeq and is a predicted model, not a curated record. NCBI's taxonomy places the organism in Eukaryota, Fungi, Ascomycota, Eurotiomycetes, Eurotiales, Aspergillaceae. The coding region runs from base 1 to 1149 and encodes 382 amino acids. The transcript has a single exon.